AUGGACCCGUUUUCCGCAGAAGGGGAGCUCAUCAACAUCCACAAUGCCUUCCACCAAGGCCAAUACCAGAACGUAGUCGACUUCGACACCUCGGCGCUAUCACCGGAGAACCAGCUGCCGGCGCGCGUCCUGCAGCUGCGCGCCCGCCUCGCCCUCGGCCAGACCGACGAGGUCCUCGCCACCGUCGACGGUGAGGAUGAGACGCCCGACCUCGCGGCCGUGAAGGCGCUGGCGCUGCACGCGGCGGGGAACGGCGAGGCGGCGCUGACGCUCGCGCAGGAGCUCGCGGACAAUUACCCGGAUAAUGCGGCGGUGCAGGUGCUCGGGGCGACGGUGCUGCAGGGUCAGGGCCGCAGCGAGGAGGCGUUGGCGGUGCUGGCGAAGCAUCAGGGGGGUUUGGAGGCGGUUGCGUUGAUCGUUCAGAUCCAUCUGCAGCAGAACAGGGCCGAUCUGGCGCUGAAGGAGGUGCAGGCUGCGAAGCGCUGGGCGCAGGAUUCGCUGCUUGUCAACCUGGCUGAGUCGUGGGUGGGCAUGAGGGUGGGCGGCGAGAAAUACCAAUCCGCGUUCUACGUGUACGAAGAACUUGCCUCCGCGCCUGGCACGUCUGCUCCCCUUUCCAUCGUCGGGCAGGCCGUUGCGGAAAUCCAUCUGGGCCGGUUGCCCGAGGCCGAGGCCGCGCUGUCUGCUGCGCUGAAGACUUACCCCGAUGACGCGGAGUUGAUUGCCAAUACCAUUGUGUUGAAUGUAUUGGCGGGAAAACCUACGGAGGAUUUGGAGGCCCAUCUUGAACAGGUCCAGCCGUCGCAUGCGCUACUCACCGACCUCCAGGAGAAGAGCGAUUUGUUCGAUACUGCCGCGGCCAAGUAUGCGGCGAGGGUGACUGCUUAG
Aspergillus clavatus NRRL 1 is the source of this 888-nucleotide messenger RNA. Its product is annotated as putative Coatomer subunit epsilon. Gene Ontology annotation, biological process: retrograde vesicle-mediated transport, Golgi to endoplasmic reticulum; endoplasmic reticulum to Golgi vesicle-mediated transport; intra-Golgi vesicle-mediated transport. The transcript is spliced from 5 exons. The record is from RefSeq and is a predicted model, not a curated record. Bases 1 to 888 code for a protein of 295 amino acids. Gene Ontology annotation, molecular function: protein binding; structural molecule activity. Lineage: Eukaryota; Fungi; Ascomycota; Eurotiomycetes; Eurotiales; Aspergillaceae. Gene Ontology annotation, cellular component: COPI vesicle coat.